Racocetra fulgida is the source of this 209-nucleotide messenger RNA. The record is from the annotation of a GenBank genome assembly. NCBI's taxonomy places the organism in Eukaryota, Fungi, Glomeromycota, Glomeromycetes, Diversisporales, Gigasporaceae.
CUAAAUUGUCAUCUACUAUUAAUUACAAUACUCGUGAUAUGUCAAUUGAACAAAUUUUUACUUCUAGUAAAAGUAUUGCAGAAUUGCUUAAAGACAUUGAAGCAAUCUCUAACAGAAUAGACUAUGUCAAAAUAAAUAACAUUUUGGCAUCUUUUGUUGAACAGUUGAAUGCAGAAUAUCCUUUAUUACAAAAAGACAUAGAGGAUCCU